Parnassius mnemosyne (clouded apollo) is the source of this 1107-nucleotide messenger RNA. NCBI's taxonomy places the organism in Eukaryota, Metazoa, Arthropoda, Insecta, Lepidoptera, Papilionidae. The record is from the annotation of a GenBank genome assembly.
AUGCGGGUGCAAAAUGAAGGAACUGGUAAAUCAUCGUGGUGGAUGAUAAACCCGGACGCGAAACCCGGCAAGUCAGUCAGAAGGCGAGCGGCGUCAAUGGAAACGUCAAAAUUUGAAAAAAGGAGAGGCCGAGUCAAAAAGAAGACUGAAGCACUGAGGAACGGUGUUACAGCAGACGCUACUCCCAGUCCCAGUAGUUCCUUGUCGGAGAGCCUCGACAUAUUCCCAGAUUCACCUUUACCCAGCAGUGGUUUUCAGUUAUCACCGGAGUAUCGUCAGAGAGCUUCAUCCAAUGCAUCGUCGUGUGGCCGCCAGUCACCAAGAUCAUCGCUGCUAACUUCAGAACCCGACUGGGUCGCCGACACGUACAAUCCAGCUAGCGAUUUCGCAUCGUCUAGCGACUUCACAACAACAGGAGAUUUCGCAACUACCAGUGAUUUCACACAAGUGGACUUCGCUCAAGAAGAACAACUGGCUGGUUCUCUCGCGGACUCAAUGAAACUACAAGGAGCAGAUCCAUUUCUAAAUACAUACGUGCCGACUACGUCGUCGACAUCCUCGAGCAGCGGCUACCGGUACUCGUUCGGUGCGUGCCCGCGGCACCCGCACGGCGCGUGCGGCUGCUCGCUGUACGCGCACCCCGCGCACCCCGCGCACCCGACACACCCGCAUCAGCACGCGCUCGACCACUUCGUGCGCCCGCCGCCACCUGCGGAUCCCGCCGAUAUCAUGCAGACAGAAAAUAGCCAGACCCGGAUGGUGACAACAGACGCGGCGCUCAUGAACGGCGGAAUGAUGGUGCAAAUUGGUGCAAUGGGGCCCACCACCAUUAUGGGGCAGAUCAUGGGUGCUCUCAACACUGGCCCGGUAGAAGACUUGAACAUCGAAUCUUUGGAUCACGGCUUCGAUUGCAAUGUGGAUGAGGUCAUAAAUCACGAACUAAGCAUGGAGGGAACGUUGGACUUCAAUUUCCCUCAGCAGCACAACGCAAUGGCUGCGGAGGCCGAGAGCCAGUUCGCAGCGCCGGCGCCGCCGGUCCCCACCACGCUGUCGGGAGGCGGAGCGCCCAGAACCCCUUACUCCGUCGCCCCCUCUUGGGUCCACUGA